AUGGCAGUGGCUCAAUCUUCGUCGAUCAAUGAAGCAUACUCGCCUCUCCCCUAUGUUUACGCCGCCACCACUCAAGCUGCAUCUCCCGCAGGUAAGUCUGAAGAAAUAGGACACGAAGAGGAUUCAGAGGGUAAACUUUUAUCCCCAUCUUCAAAAGAAGCCAAGCCGAGUUCUUAUUGUCCGUCCUCAGCCACACCUGGAGUUCCCCUGUACCCUCUUCAGUUAGAUGUUGUAAAGCAUCUUGUGAAACUGUCACCAGUCAGGGCUGUUUUAGCAUGUGUUUUUAGGAAUUGUAUUUUAUAUGGUGGCAAUGACUACUCAUCAACCAUGUCAGGCUCGUUGACUGAUGGGCCAGGGUUUCCGACCUUGAAUCGGUGGAUACAAAUGCAAACUAAUCUUCACCGAGUUUCAGAGGUAGCUGUAACUGCCGAGCAUUCGGUUAAUGAUGGAAUUGAGGCGAAAACUUCUGUGAAGAGGUUUCGGGAGCAUGAUAGUGAUUCUGAUUUAGAACAUGAUGAGCUGGCGGCGGUUGGCACCGGUAGCCUUUCUGUUCUUACAGACACUACAAAUGAAAGUGGUAUAUGA
Molecule: messenger RNA, 585 nt
Organism: Lactuca virosa
Lineage: Eukaryota; Viridiplantae; Streptophyta; Magnoliopsida; Asterales; Asteraceae
Source: the annotation of a GenBank genome assembly